This is a messenger RNA of Cylicostephanus goldi, 228 nucleotides long. The record is from the annotation of a GenBank genome assembly. NCBI's taxonomy places the organism in Eukaryota, Metazoa, Nematoda, Chromadorea, Rhabditida, Strongylidae.
AUGUCUAUCGAAGAGGACAACUAUGAUUAUCUAUUCAAAGUUGUUCUUAUUGGCGAUUCCGGAGUUGGCAAAUCAAACCUGCUUUCACGGUUCGCUAGAAAUUCAUUCAACUUGGAGUCAAAAACCACUAUCGGAGUUGAGUUCGCAACAAGAACAGUUGAGGUUUGUUGUGAUAACGUUUGCACCACAGUUACAAUCAUUCUUUUUGUUUACGUGAUUGAUGAGUAG